AAAAGGCAGGCAGAGAGCAGAGAGGCACAGAGUCCGGCAUUGGUCCCAAGACAGCCAGUUCGCCCGCCGCCUGUCUGUCUGUCCCCAGAGCCAUGGAGAGAGCCAGUCUGAUCCAGAAGGCCAAGUUGGCAGAGCAGGCCGAACGCUAUGAGGACAUGGCAGCCUUCAUGAAGAGCGCCGUGGAAAAGGGUGAGGAGCUAUCCUGCGAAGAGCGAAACCUGCUCUCAGUGGCCUACAAGAAUGUGGUGGGCGGCCAGAGGGCUGCCUGGAGAGUCCUGUCCAGUAUCGAGCAGAAAGGCAAUGAGGAAGGCUCGGAAGAGAAGGGCCCUGAGGUGCAAGAAUACCGGGAGAAGGUGGAGACUGAGCUCCGGGGUGUGUGUGACACCGUGCUGGGCCUGCUGGACACCCACCUCAUCAAGGAGGCCGGUGAUGCCGAAAGCCGGGUUUUCUACCUGAAAAUGAAGGGCGACUACUACCGCUACCUAGCUGAGGUGGCCACUGGUGACAACAAGAAGCGCAUCAUCGACUCAGCCCGGUCGGCCUACCAGGAGGCCAUGGACAUCAGCAAGAAGGAGAUGCCGCCCACCAACCCCAUCCGUCUGGGCUUGGCCCUGAACUUUUCUGUCUUCCACUAUGAGAUCGCCAACAGCCCUGAAGAGGCCAUCUCGCUGGCCAAGACCACCUUCGAUGAGGCCAUGGCUGACCUGCACACCCUCAGCGAGGACUCCUACAAAGACAGCACCCUCAUCAUGCAGCUGCUGCGAGACAACCUGACGCUGUGGACGGCAGACAACGCCGGGGAAGAGGGCGGCGAGGCUCCCGAGGAGCCCCAGAGCUGAGCCGUGCCUGCUACCCUCCAAGCCCUGCCCUGCCCUCUCCAGUCCCCCACCCCCGCAGAGAGGACUAGCAUGGGGUGGGAGGCCCAACCCUUCUCCCCAGAUGCUCUGCCCCAGCUCAGAAAGGCUCCGGAGAGGGAUAAGCAGAGCCGAGGCCUCCUGGAGCCAGAGGAUCCCACUCGUAUGCAGCUGUUGGGUGCUCCUAACCACCGGUCAUCCCACCCACCUCUGCUCUCUGCACCCCCUUCCUCCAGACCCCACCCGAGAACCGGGCCACUUCUUCCCCCGUCUUGACUCCCUCCUGCUCCUGCUGCGCCUGGCUCUUAGGAAUUGAGGAGUGUCCCACCCUUGUGGCUGAGAACUGGACUGUGUGUCAGAGGCUGUGCGUUGUGUGACUGAGUGUGUGAGAGUGAGAGUGAGAGCAAGACCGAGAACGAGAGGGAAAGCUUGUUUGCUGGGUGUGACCACGUUUCCUCUCAAUAAAGUUCCCCUGUGACACUC
Molecule: messenger RNA, 1337 nt
Organism: Equus quagga
Lineage: Eukaryota; Metazoa; Chordata; Mammalia; Perissodactyla; Equidae
Gene: SFN
Product: stratifin
Exons: 1
Coding region: 93-839 (248 amino acids)
Biological process (GO): signal transduction
Cellular component (GO): cytoplasm
Molecular function (GO): protein kinase binding
Source: RefSeq, a predicted model, not a curated record